This is a messenger RNA of Aspergillus oryzae RIB40, 489 nucleotides long. RefSeq lists its product as uncharacterized. Gene Ontology annotation, biological process: lipid oxidation. NCBI's taxonomy places the organism in Eukaryota, Fungi, Ascomycota, Eurotiomycetes, Eurotiales, Aspergillaceae. The transcript has 2 exons. The record is from RefSeq and is a predicted model, not a curated record. Gene Ontology annotation, molecular function: metal ion binding; oxidoreductase activity, acting on single donors with incorporation of molecular oxygen, incorporation of two atoms of oxygen. The coding region runs from base 1 to 489 and encodes 162 amino acids.
AUGGAACGGCUGUCCAUCAAUCCCUACGUGGUCCGGCGUCUCCAUCCCAGUAACGACCACCUGCCCUUAGACGUUGACGACCAUGUGAUGCGGGAUCUGGCAGGGGGUAGAACCCUGGCGGUUCUUCAUCAGGAAGGGCGCCUCUUUCUCGCUAAUCACUCCUACCAGGCCGCGUAUCCCAAGACACCCGGACGCUGGACAGCCGCCUGCACUGCCUACUUCUUUAUUCAUCCUCGUUCCGGGGAUUUCCUUCCACUGGCUAUCAAGACCAACAUGGGCAGUGACUUUACUUAUACCGCGCUGGAUGACGCCAAUGACUGGCUUUUUGCGAAGAUGGCCUUUAACAUGAACGACCUGUUUCACUCGCAGUUAUACCAUCUAGCAAAUACACAUGAUGUAGCAGAGCCUAUCCACCAGGCGGCCUUGCGGACCAUGAGUGCUCGUCAUCCUGUCCGUGGAUACCUUGAUCGCUGCUCACCCAGUUCCUAG